AUGUGCAGGUUGCACAUCAAUUCUCGUGUACCGCCGAAUUCUUGGGGUGGCUGUUUAGGGUUGAUUUCCAAUUGUGAGGAUACAGCGACAAGUGGCCUUGUUGCCGUGGAGUUCGACUCUUUCCAAAACGAUUUCGAUAGAACCUCCUGCCAUAUCGGAAUAAACGUAAACUCAAUUAUAUCGGUGAAGACCGUGACGUUGACGCGUGAAUGGACUCCUGUCUCCAGAGGUUUCGCGAGGAUUUGGUAUACUUCUCGGGCCAAAACCCUCUCUGUUAUGGUUGAUUACCAUAAUCAAACUUACAAGCUAUCUCAUCAUCCUCUAGAUCUAUCGAAAGUUUUGCCUAAAAGAAGUUUCGGCUUCUCAGCGUCGACUGGUCACUCCAUCUCGAUUCACCGUAUCCUUUCGUGGGAGUUUAACUCAACAGGCUUCUCAUUAAUCGCGGAAGAUGGUGCUGGACUCGAUAGAAAUCAAGUGGUGGCUUGUAUACUAGGUGGGCUGACUUUUCUAGUAUUUAUUGGUGUUGCUUUGUUCUAUGCCUUCCGUCGUAGAGACGGCAAUGCUUUUAUCUGUAAUGUCUUUCAGAAGAGAAAUGGAGAGACGGAGAGUACUACAGCUUUGGAUGAUGUGUCGAAUAUGGAUCGUGAAUUUGAGCAUGAUAUAGGGCCUAAGAAGUUCUCUUAUAAGGAAUUGGUUAAGGCCACAAAUAAGUUUGCGGAACAAGGUAUACUUGGUGGAGGAGGAUUUGGGGAAGUUUACAAAGGCUACUUGAGGCACUUGAAUCUAACUGUGGCAGUUAAAAGAGUUUCUAAACGGUCCAAACAAGGAAGAAAAGAGUAUAUGUCCGAGGUCAAAAUAAUUAGUAGACUCAGACACAAAAACUUGGUGCAACUAAUUGGUUGGUGUCAUGAUAACAAAGAGUUCCUUCUUAUCUAUGAGUUCCUCUCAAAUGGUAGCCUUGAUUCUCACUUGUUUGGAAGAGAAAGAAGCAUUCUUUCAUGGAAAGUGAGGCAUAAAAUAGUCCUUGGUCUUGCGUCUGCACUUCUCUACUUGCAUGAAGAAUCGGAACAAUGUGUUCUUCACCGUGAUAUCAAAUCGAGUAACAUAAUGUUGGAUUCAGAUUUCAAUGCCAAGCUCGGCGAUUUCGGCUUAGCAAGGCUAGUGGAUGAAGCCACUGGUUCGCGGACAACAGCGUUGGCAGGAACAUUGGGCUACAUGGCACCGGAGUACAUAAACACGAGCAAAGCGAGCAAGGCCUCUGACGUGUUCAGCUUCGGGGUGGUGGCGUUAGAAAUAGCAUGCGGAAGAAAAUCGAUAGAACAUGAUUCCGAGGAGGAGGAUAGGGUUUCUCUUGUUUCUUGGGUUUGGGACUUUUACGGAAGUGGAAGGCUUCUUGAUGUGGUUGAUGAGAGACUAUGCUUGGAAUUUGACGUGCGACAGAUGGAGUGUUUGCUGACCGUUGGAUUGUGGUGCGUUCAUCCGGAUCAUAAUCUAAGACCGUCCAUAAAGGAUGUCAUACAAGUUCUCAGUUUUGAAGCGCCAUUGCCAGAUCUUCCAAGAAACAUGCCUGUUCCCAACUAUCAUGUACCUGACUCUGAAAUACUUCAUUCCUCUACUAGUGCGGCCACCAUAACUGAUUCAUCAUUUUUCACAGGCCGUUAAGACAAGUACU
Molecule: messenger RNA, 1672 nt
Organism: Morus notabilis
Lineage: Eukaryota; Viridiplantae; Streptophyta; Magnoliopsida; Rosales; Moraceae
Product: L-type lectin-domain containing receptor kinase IX.1-like
Exons: 1
Coding region: 1-1662 (553 amino acids)
Biological process (GO): protein phosphorylation
Cellular component (GO): plasma membrane
Molecular function (GO): carbohydrate binding; ATP binding; protein kinase activity
Source: RefSeq, a predicted model, not a curated record